UGUGGGAUUUGUAGUUCUUAAACGCAACGACUGUGCGACACUUGCACGCCAGCUUCCUCGCCAUGUGGAUUUUGCAGUAAACGAAGAACUUUCCAAGCUAGCUGUCUGCAGGGUUUUCAGUCACUAUGUCUUUUUGUUUUAACUUCGAUGUUCCUUCACAAACAACGAACCUUCUUGGCGAAGGGGAUGGAAAUGAAAUGCAAAAGGGAAAGAAAGACAAUGCUGCUAAAAUUGAGGAUGAAACUAAUCCAGCAGAGCCGGUGAAAGAGGCCAAAGAACACCCUCCAAAUUCUGACCCCCAGUUUCUCCUCAUGGAUGCUGUGGCUGAAACAAUUACAAUAGGAACGCUUCCUCCUCUUUACUUCCUCAAUGAGACAGUUUUUGAAAAGACAGCCGCAGAGAGAGAGGACGGGGAGAAAAUCCUCUCUCGCACCGCUGAACAGAGGUCUGAUCUCAUCUCGGGUGUGUACGAGGGGGGACUGAAGGUGUGGGAGUGCACCUACGACCUUCUGGAGCUGAUUGAGAAAGACGGAGUGACCUUUAGGGGGAAGGCGGUUUUGGAUUUGGGCUGCGGUGCGGGACUGUUGGGGAUAUUGGCUAUGAAGAGAGGGGCACGGCAAGUCCACUUCCAAGACUAUAACAGUACGGUUAUUGAACAGCUCACGGUGCCAAAUGUAAUACUAAACUGCCAAGAGGAUGACGAAGUAGACAGUGAGGACGACAGAGACGGGAAGGGUAAAGGAAAAGGGGGAGGGGUGGGAGAGGGGUGUGAGGAGAAGUUGAAAGAGAAACAAGACGUAGAGGAUGGUGUGUCACCACCAAAGAAGAAGGCCUCUGACCUGUCUCAGCACCCAGAACUCACAAAGUGUCGUUUUUUCUCCGGUGACUGGAGCACAUUUCUUGCUUUGGUUAAAAAGGAGAACCCACACCCCAAAUAUGACAUUAUAUUCACCUCAGAGACGAUUUACAACACGACAUAUUACCCCACACUACACCAGACCCUCCAUAAACUGCUGGCUCCAGACGGGCUGAUCUACCUCGCCACCAAAUCGCACUACUUCGGCGUAGGUGGUGGACUUCACCUGUUUGAGACGUUUGUGGAGCAGAGGGGAAUUUUCUCUCUGGAUCACCUGUGGGAUGGAGAGGAAGGACUACAGAGACACGUUGUAGUGCUGCGUUUUAAAAAGGCAAAGGGCAACUGAGAUCAACAUUCACACAGAAGCCUUUCUUUUCUAAAAGCAAGCUCUUAGAUGUUAUAAUGUUUUACAGCUGUUUUCCAGGUCGCGUAUAAUAAUAAAAGUAUAAAAAAAGAAAUGUGACAGAUUAUCAUUUCACCUCUUCCUGUUAUCUUCAAAUGAAAAUGGGUGGUAACAAUCCAGAGGGGAUGGGAUGAUCUGACCAAGGUUUCCUGUGAAAACUCAUAGUUUCCCUUUGUCUUCUGCAAAGCUUGAUUUAUUUUCUCAUCAUCUUAGGAAACAAAGCUUGUUUUCAUUUUUAAGCGUUCUAAAGAACAAAACAAUUGACUGGGAUGCUGAUAAGCCAGACCACAACAUGCCAUGCUACCACUGACAACACCAGUGAGGUUGGUUCGGCCUAUCUCUGUGUUUUUAUACUUCCUUUUCAACUACAGUGUACAAGUUAUAAUCAUCUGACAUUAAAGUCAAAAUCUAAAGAUAACAACUGAAAUUUGCUCACAACUAAAGGAAAAUAGAUUAAAUUGUAUUGAUGCAGACCUCCCUUGUGGCUUACAUGGAGAAGAGCUAAUGGUAUACUAAUAUGAUUGCCCAUGGUGGAUUCUACAUUCAACCCCUAGACUUCCUACAUGCUGCCAGUUUCCUCUUUAUUUCACAGUUUCUCUUGGUUAUAUAUAACAGCACCUAAAAGACAUUACUGAUUGCA
Notolabrus celidotus (New Zealand spotty) is the source of this 1899-nucleotide messenger RNA. RefSeq names its product methyltransferase like 18 (gene mettl18). The coding region runs from base 126 to 1202 and encodes 358 amino acids. The transcript has 2 exons. Gene Ontology annotation, molecular function: protein-L-histidine N-tele-methyltransferase activity. NCBI's taxonomy places the organism in Eukaryota, Metazoa, Chordata, Actinopteri, Labriformes, Labridae. The record is from RefSeq and is a predicted model, not a curated record. Gene Ontology annotation, biological process: peptidyl-histidine methylation, to form tele-methylhistidine.